Molecule: messenger RNA, 3730 nt
Organism: Haplochromis burtoni (Burton's mouthbrooder)
Lineage: Eukaryota; Metazoa; Chordata; Actinopteri; Cichliformes; Cichlidae
Product: LIM domain only protein 7
Exons: 4
Coding region: 89-1792 (567 amino acids)
Biological process (GO): regulation of cell adhesion; regulation of signaling
Source: RefSeq, a predicted model, not a curated record
CAACAAUCCAUGCACAUUGUUCUGUUUGAAGGUGCUCUUUCUCAUCUGAGCUGUUUUUUAUUCCUCUUACAAAAGAUAUCUUGACUCCAUGUUCGUGCUUCAAAGGCUUGAAGUUUACUCGGUAGCUCUUUGUUUCUCCUUUCUCAUCGCUGUGUUGUCUAUGAAUGGCCGACGGUGUUGUCUCUCACUUUUGUUGUGGAAUGACUGCCUUGGUGAAAUAAGGGUGUCCCCUGGCUGCUAUGGAGACAGUCAAGUAUCCCAGAGUGCCUUCUCUGACGCGCAUCUCCAGUGGGCCCGCGAGUAUGAAAGUGGCAGUGACUCGGACACAGACCGACCGGACCCCGAUCUCGUUCUGGAUGACCUGGCCAGUAGGCGCUUCCACAGCCCCUCCCCUGCUCCUCCCACCAACUUCGCCUUACCCAUCAGUCCUCAGGUUGGGGGACGGGUGGCUGGAGGCAGGGGGGACACCUUGCCCAAGGUCACUAUAACUCCCACUGUUGUCCCUCAACAAAACGUGGCCUGCCUCAGCAGCGGCAUCAGCAGAGGGGAAAUGCAACCCCCCCGGCACGGUUCAGUGAGGGUGGACCACCGCCGAGGCGUGUCCACUGACAGCUUGUUCAGGGAGAUAUAUGACGACUCUGAGGAUGAGGAUGAUGAGGUGGGCUAUGCUGACCCUGUCCAAGAUGAUCUCUAUGCCCGUAAGAUGGGUAUCAAACCUCUGCCUACAAGUAGUGCAUCUUAUGACAAGUUCUUACCCAAAUUCUGGACACCAGAAGAAGACAUUCACAUUCAGAAGAUCAAACUGGGCUCUCAGAGGAGACCCUGGUACAAGAAGAUACAAGGCUUCAGCCAUAAGAAGUCAGGCUCUUCGUCAGAUGACUCAGACUGUGACAUCAGCCCCUGGCUCUCCUCCGCCCCCUCUCCCUCUGGCCCAUCUCCCUCUCAUACCCGCACACACGAGGCUUCAGCUCACACCGCCCUUGUUGUGGGGAAAAGUCCUCUUGUUCAACCACACACUCCUCCACAGCAUCCCAAGUCCCCUCUCUUAGAGACCCCCCCACUGGUGUUUGCCCCUGUGGACCCCACCUCAGGUCCCAGACUGGUGAAAGGGGAGAAGUGGAUGCUCCUGGGGCGCCAAGACCCCCGGGAGCCCCCGGACCCCAUUGAUUAUGAAAGUAUUUGCCCGGACUUGGAGAAUGAUGACAUGUUUGCCAGGCGAACCCUUGCCUUCCAGUCCAACACAAACUUGGCUAAACUGAAGACUCUGCUGACUUGCAGACAUCGCCGCUGCACCUCUGAGCCGCAGCUCAACAUUGUCACCCAGAAACCCGUUCGUGGAGGCGCCGAGGAAACUGAGUUCCCAGACAUUGAGCAGGACGAUGUGGUGUUUCGUAGGGAGAAAACCCAGCAGGCACAGCAACAGCGACCACUCUCAGGAGCACCUGACAACUAUGCCCCGAUGCCCAUCCCAGAGCCUUGGGCACUGCCUCCUGACCUCAAGUCCAGACUCCUCUGCCCCCCAUGUCCCCUGACUCAUAAAGCAGCAAUACCGAACCUGAAUGAAGUUGAUAAGGAGACCCGUCCUGAAACGGAUGACAUGCUAAUUCGAAAGUUCAGAAUCUGUUCUGAUCAGAGCCAGAGCUCCGCUUCAUCAGCCAGUCAGAAAACCCCUUCAGUGCCUUCUUCCUGUAGCAAAGAGGACCUGCAGAAGUGGCAGGCAAUCAGGGAAGCUAGUCAGUUAAGACAUAAGAAAAGGCUUUUGGUGGAAAGGCUAGCUGCUCUGAAGCUGUAAAGGAAAAAAAAGAUUGACGUAAGAGUGGCUGUAGACUUUUUUUCUGCAUGUUUGUCUUGUUGUUUCUGUGCCAUUUCAGACUUUCAGUAAUUUUUGUUUGAUACUGAAUUGUUCUGUUCUGGCUGAGAUUUGAUUUAAAGUCCUUCACAGUCAGCGAGGCGAGUUUUACACAGUUAAAUGCUUGUUUCUUGAUCAGACAUGGGUAUUUCAAAGUAAGAGUGAAGAAAAUGUGGUGAAAUUAACCACAACAGCAGCUUAGAACUUGUUCUAAAUGUUUGUUGUUCCCUCAGAGUUGAGUGCUUGAUGUGGUCAAUUUUACUUCUCAAACUCAUGGCGUGUAAAGACUGAGACAUUACCUGCACAAUAAACCAACCAAGAUUGUGUAUUUUGAGUUGUGAUGCAUUGAUUUUUUAAAAAACCAUAAUGAUUUGGUGUAUCAUUUGCGAAACAGCCCUGAAAAGAAAUCUGCCUUUCAUCUUUUCUUAUCUGACAGUUUACCUACAUAUGGGAAUUAAAACAUUCAUGCUUAAUAAAAGGAAAAAGCAACUUGUGAGUAACUGCGCUGAUUCUUUUUUUAAACCCGCGAGUGCUCAAGCAGAGUAGAAAAGUGCAAUAUGGGAAUUUAAAGUCCAACCUGACCUGAGCAUAGUGUUGCUUUUACUCAGCACAAGGAACUUUAUACAGGUCCGUGAAACUCAGAGAGCAGCAGAAAGGGUGGAAAGGUUGAAUGCUGAGAAGUAUCCAAACAUAACAUCCCCAACACUCUGACUGCACCAGUCCAACAAAUUAAAUAUAGUCGUGUCUGUUGUGCCAACAAGAAGCACUAUAGAAAUUCCUCACAGCUCUGAAAGACGAUGUGACUCAUGCCCAUAGUAACUUGAACACAAAUCUUCACUGUACUGUUUGCACAUGAGCGGACACACAAAAGCACACACACAGCAACCGUUUAACCUGAAUUAAGCCCAUUUGGAUGGAUGGAUUUGGGGUCUGCAGAAAGCAGCCUUGUUUAGGGAAAGGUACACGUCUACACGCUUCCUCAGCCUAGUGUAACUCUAAUCCUCUUGAUAUUAACAACAAAAACAAGCAGAGUCAUGUCCUAGCUGGCCCUCUAUACAUUUGAAGCCCUCUUAGCUGUGAACGAGCUGGUGUGUAAUAGCUUCUAAUUGGUCUCAAGCUCUUGACCAAAGCACUCACUGACUCACUGUCAAACUGCAGUCGGUAGAAAUGUGACUUUGUUGUCUGUGGCUUUUUUUCUGGUUUCCUAGAGAGCGCCAAGAGGGUACAGACGGGUGAGUUUCUAAAAACAAAACAAAAAAAGUGGCACGUUUGCAUUUGCUCUGCCCUCUUAUGGUCGCACGCUGCUGCCUCCUGCUUUUUGUGCUGCUGUUCUCACUCUCUAGCUGCUAAACGCUGACACACAACAUUGGCUGUUUCACGGCUCAGAGCCAAGUUCAGGGUGAGGUGAGGGGAGGUGGGCUUUGCUCCACAAAGCUCUUUUGACACAGCUUACAUAUAAUAGUAGUGGGUCCAUGCCUAAACUGCAGUGUGUCCCAGUGAGAGUUAUGACACACUGUAUGUAAAACUUUACAGGUAGGUGAAGUUAUUUAAGUUAUUUCUCCAUAAGGUGGGGCUUUAAAGACUUUUGCAUGAUGGGAAAGACUGUUACUAACCUGAGCUUAUAUCACCCUCAAGGUUUGGUGGUCAGCUGGUGUGCUGGGUUUGAAUACUAACAAGUUACUGCAGAUACCAAAAAUAUUAAUGGCAGGUACCCAGUGGAACUGCAGUGUCUUCGUUAUGUGUUUGUAUUUACAGCUUAAUUAACAGGAUGGAAAUACACUGGACUGUGCAUGCAUAUCUGGAGUGGAUUUCCACCUGUCAGCUAAACUUCUGAUGCCUUUUGAUCUUUGAAAAAAAAGUCUGCUUGAUCUGCUUUUUCCC